Messenger RNA from Camellia sinensis, 468 nucleotides. Lineage: Eukaryota; Viridiplantae; Streptophyta; Magnoliopsida; Ericales; Theaceae. The record is from RefSeq and is a predicted model, not a curated record.
AUGGAUUCAAUGGAUGAAGGAAUGCGUCACAAACGUGAAGUGGCAGAAGGGUUAAACAUUUUGAUUGAAAGAGCAAAGGAGUUGGGAUUGAUUAGAGGUGUGAAAAUUGGGUCUAGUAAGGUCGUUUUAACACAUUUACAAUUUGCGGACAACACAAUAUUUUUUUGCGAAGUUGAUAGGGUGGAAGUCAUGAACGUAAAAAGAAUUCAUAGAUGUUUUGAAGUAAUGUCUGGUCUCAAGAUUAAUUUUCACAAAAGCAGUAUAUGUGGGAUGGGAGCAACUGAGGACCUAAUGGCUGAUUUUGCAUCUAAGCUUAAUUGUAAGAGUAUCAAAUUACCUUUCACAUAUCUUGGAUUACCUCUGGGUGCAAGUCCAAGUACGAUAAGCACUUGGAAGCCUAUUAUUGAUAAAUGUAGACUCAAGCUUGCAUCUUGGAAAGGAAGCUAUUGUCGUAUGGGAGAAGAAUAA